AUGACAUCAAAUCAACCUCAACAACAACAACAACAGAGUAGUGCUAGUAUAAGUGGGAGUAGUAGUAAUAGUAGUGGUAAUCUAGUCGAACCAAACUAUCAAGAGAUGUUGAUUAAUGGAACCGUCGAAAAGAUGAUACUUAAUCCAAACUCAUUACUCGAUAGACCAAGUCAACUGCCUCCAAAAUCACAAGAAGAAAUACUUAAACAUCAAAGAGAAUAUGAAGAGAUUCAAAAAAAGGCAAAGAAAACUUUGGAAAAAGAAGCAAAAGAAAAAGAAAAGGUAGAUAAAGAAAGAAAAGAAAAAGAGAAAUUAUUAAUUGAAGCAAGAAAGAUAUGGGAAGAAGAGAUUAUACCUUCCUGGGAUAAAAAGAGAGAUACAAAAAGAAUAAAAGAAAUAUCAUGGAGAGGAUUACCACCAGCGGUAAGAGGUAAAAUAUGGAGAUUAUCAAUUGGCAAUGAUCUUAGAAUUACACAGGAUCUAUUUAAUAUAAGUUUGGGACAUGCUAAUAACGCAUUGUUGGCAUUUAACAAAACUAGUAGCUCGAGGAAAUCAUCACCCAAAUCAUCCGAUAUUGCAUCGACAUCAUCUACUCCAUCGACAAUGACACCAAAUGGCAAAACACCUCUGGUAAAUGUAAAAAAGAAUAACAGCAAUCUGAAUCUAUCGGCCGACGAUAUCGACGCUGACGAUGUGUUGGGACUAGAGUCUACGAGCUUGGGAAUGAUCUUGCAGGAUAUCCAAGACACGUUUCCCUCACUACUUAUAUUCCAAAAGGGUGGUCCGUUGCACUCGGACCUCAUCGAUGUUUUGGGUGCCUAUAUAUGCAAUCGACCCGAUAUUGGGUAUGUGCCAGGCAUGACUUUUCUAGGUGCAAUGUUCCUCUUGAAUAUGGAAAAAUACGAUGCUUUCCAAUGUCUCUCUAAUCACAUUAACAAAAAUUGUUAUCGUGCAUUCUUUAGACAUGAUCUUCAAGGUAUACCAAAAUAUUUAAAUGCAAUGGAUGGAACAGUUGAAGCAUUGUUACCAAAAUUACAUAAACAUUUCAAGUCGAUUGGGAUAUCGGCCAAACAUUAUUUGGUGGAUUGGAUCACGACACUCUUUUCAAAGGCAUUGCCAUUGGAUAUUUCGACUAGAGUAUGGGAUCUUGUAUUUAUAGAGGGAGAGGUCUUUAUCUUUAGAACUUCACUUGCCAUCCUUCGAUACUUUAUAACCGAUCUCGAUGGCGCCAAUUAUGAUGAAUGUAUAGACUUGUUUACUAGAUUACCUCAAAGAAGGAUAAACGAAAAUCAAUUCUUUGAUGAAAUAGCUGCCAUUGUUUUGGAUCAGAAAAAAGUAUUGGCUUUAUUAUCUUGA
This is a messenger RNA of Cavenderia fasciculata, 1356 nucleotides long. It is a transcript of the gene phgA, whose product is annotated as drainin. The coding region runs from base 1 to 1356 and encodes 451 amino acids. The record is from RefSeq and is a predicted model, not a curated record. NCBI's taxonomy places the organism in Eukaryota, Evosea, Eumycetozoa, Acytosteliales, Cavenderiaceae. The transcript is spliced from 4 exons.